This is a messenger RNA of Coprinopsis cinerea okayama7#130, 2109 nucleotides long. RefSeq names its product small nucleolar ribonucleoprotein. The coding region runs from base 1 to 2109 and encodes 702 amino acids. Gene Ontology annotation, biological process: rRNA processing. The transcript is spliced from 5 exons. Gene Ontology annotation, cellular component: Mpp10 complex; sno(s)RNA-containing ribonucleoprotein complex; nucleus. Lineage: Eukaryota; Fungi; Basidiomycota; Agaricomycetes; Agaricales; Psathyrellaceae. The record is from RefSeq and is a predicted model, not a curated record.
AUGGCUCAAGUCGAAUCUUCCUACGAAAAGGUUUUCUCAGACCUCAAACAGAAGCUAGAAAAGCCAGAGCAGUUUGCCUUGGGAAGCAAUGAUAUACGGAGUGCAGCCAUCCAGGCCGCCAAAUCCGUGUUCGAUGUCUCCUUACGGGAAGAGUCGUUUUCAAUAAAGCAUAUCAAUGCACUACUAUCAUCCCUCACCCCAUUCGAAGCACCGCAAACCCGGUCCAAGUCCAAAGCAGGCAACACGAACCAACCGUCCGCCCCAAGCCUUUCCUUCAACCCAACGCCCCUUGCUUCCCUAUUCGUCGACGACUUGGAGGAAGAACAAGUAUGGGCUCAACUUGAGCUCCGCACUAAACAUAUUUGCGAUCUGUUAGACGUUGUUCUGGAGGGAGAACUUGCAGAUCCUGACGAAAAUGACGAAAUCCGACAAGCGCUGGAAUCUGGCGGAUUCUCCUUCGAUGAGGAUGACGAGGACGAGGAUGGAGAAGACGAUGAACUUGGCGAGGAUGAAGAUGAUAUACAGGAGGAUGAUUCUGAAGAAGAAUCGGUCGACGACAGCGAGCUGUUGGAAGAUGGUUUUCAAGACGAGAGCGACGAAGUUUCGGACGAGGACGAAAUUGACGGGGGACAUCAGUCUCGCGCAGUAUCAGACUCCUCUGAAGAAGACGAACCGUCGCCACCUCCAGCGCGGAAACAGCGACAUCGCAAGUCAGAAGUAGAUGACGACUUCUUCGACUUAUCUGAAUUUAAGGCAGAGGUUGAGAGGGCGGAGGCGAAAUCCUCGUCGCGAGGCCAUUUGGCGGCGGACGACGACUCGGAUGAUGAAUUGGACGACGAUAUCGACCUUUUUGCUCCGGUAGACGAGGAAGGAGACACGGAAGCAGAUGAUGCUAAAGAAAUCUUCUACAGCGACUUCUUCGAGCCCCCCAGGGAAACCACGAAAAAGCCAUCUAAGGCUUUACAAAACGUUCGGUUCCAUGACCAGGUGAACGUCAAGAAAACAGCUGCGAAGAAACGAACACUGGAUGACCUGAUAGAGGAACACGAGUCCGGUUCUGGUUCUUCAUCCCCGGAAAGCGGGGAAGAGGAAGAGGAAUCCGAGUUCGAGUCGGACGACGCGUCCUCGAUGAGUGCGCAAGACCGGGUGAGGACGACGAUCGAGCGGCUCAAAGACGAUCUGUUCGCAGAUGACGACGAGGAAGGUCCUGAGAAAGAUAUGACAACCUACGAAAGACGCAUGGCAGCGUUACAAGCGCAAAUCUCGGAGCUCGAGCAGGAGAAUGUUGGUCGCAAGGACUGGGCGCUGAUGGGUGAAGCCGACUCUCGUGCACGCCCACAGAAUUCUUUGCUUGAAGAAGACCUCGACUUCGAUCGUGUUAUGAAGCCAGUGCCUGUCAUCACAGAAGAAAAGGUCCAGUCUCUGGAACAGUUGAUCAAGACGAGAAUUUUGGAAAAUCGGUUCGAUGAUGUGGUCAGAAUACGACCUAUGGAUGACAAGGCUUUCCUUCCAUCGAGAAUAUUGGAGCUUCAAGAUUCCAAGUCAUCUCAGUCGCUUGCCCAGAUCUACGAGGACGAAUACAUGGCUGCCCAAGGGGAUACUUCCAAAGUCGACGACCGUGACGGCAAGCUCAGGAAGGAGCAUGAAGAGAUCGAGUCACUCUGGGACAAACUCUGCGAAAAGCUUGAUGCGUUAAGCAAUGCCCAUUUCGUUCCAAAACAACCGAAAUCCCUUAUAUCUGCGGUUUCCGAUGUCUCAACUGCAACAUUGGAAUCGGCCCUUCCAACGACCAAGUCGGCGACGUCCAUGCUUGCGCCAGAAGAAGUAUUCGCCGCCGAACCUUCUCAACUACGCGCUCGAAGCGAGCUUACACCCGCAGAGAAACGAGCUCUGCGUACAAAGGAGCGCAAGCUCAAAAAGAAACAGAGGGAUAUGUUAGAGAAGACGGUCGACAAAACUGCAAAGGCUCGGGGUGUCGGAGGGGUGAAGAAGCAGAAAGAAGCGGCCUUGGCCAGCAUCGCGAAGCAUGGAAAAGGCGUGACGGUCGUCGGAAAAUCCGCGAAAGACCUCAAGUCUCUGGCGGGAAAGCGGUCCCAGAAGUCAUCAUGA